UGUGUAGAUGCGUGAUAUAAAUCUCUCUAUUUAAAAAAUUUAUAAAAUUAUAAAUCAUUGAACAAUAAGCAGUCAGUUUGCAAUUUUAUUAUUUUUUAAGCUCAUUUUAUAAAGUAGCAAGUGAUGCGCCUGAAAAAGAUAUAUUGUGAAUAAUUCUAAAUUGUUUAUAAAAGAACUAAAAUUUGACAGGCAUGGCAGUCUAAAGAAGUUAAAAAUUGGGUGGCGUUGUGAUGGCAAAAACUUGGCGAACGGUUUUAAACUACUUACAAUAAUGGAUCAACAGUUUUGUCUUCGAUGGAACAAUCAUCCAACAAAUUUAACUGAUGUGCUUAUAAGUUUAUUAAAAAGGGAAGCAUUAUGUGAUGUGACUUUAGCAUGUGAUGGAGAAACUUUCAAAGCUCAUCAGACAAUUUUAUCUGCAUGUAGUCCAUAUUUUGAAAAAAUAUUCCUUCAAAAUGCACAUCCCCACCCUAUAGUGUUUUUAAAGGAUGUCAAUUACAACGAAAUGAGGGCACUCCUCGAUUUUAUGUAUAAAGGUGAAGUCAAUGUUUCCCAAAACUUACUGCCAAUGUUCCUAAAGACAGCCGAAGCCUUACAAAUAAGGGGUUUGACUGAUAAUAAUUCUCUUAACAAUAAGGGUGAUGAUAUUGCCACUGAAGUGCCAAAAAGGGAAAAGCUUGCUGGUAGGGAAUCUCCACCAAAUGAAAAGAGGAAACGAAAAUCCUUAAGCAACUGUGAUACAAUAUCUAAUUCAAAUGUUGAACGAUUUACUGAUUCUCAGGCAUCAUUUCAAAACAACUAUAAAGGAAGUCCAACCCUACCAAAGUUAAAUCCAAUUUCACCUGUUGAAAGGGACCUGAAUAUUGAUGAUAGACAGACGACUCCUCCACAUAUCAAACAAGAACCCCCACAAGAUGGUAACUCGCACAUUGACUCGUAUCAUUCAAUGUCAGAAGCAUUACAAACAGGCGGUAGCUUGAGUGUGCAUGCGGACGACACAAACGCAGGAGGCACCAGUUUAUCAGAAUUGAGCGAAGGUGAAUCUCAGAGUACAGUACCAUCGCAAGAAUUAACAGAUACGAUCGAUGCUGCUCCUUGGCAGGAACAGAGACAAGCAGCACAACCUUAUUACCAUCAGCCAGACACUGAAUUUUCGUCGAAGCUGCCCUAUUACUACUUACAGGAACCUCGGGCAGCCCCUCUAGAUUACUGUGAUAUUUUUGAAAAAGUUUCGGAAUCAACUUUACUAUAUCGUUGUAAAAUGUGUAGCAAAAACGUAACAAAUCGAUGGCAUCACGCAGCCAAACAUCGACCCCAGUCGAAUAUGUGCCCAGUUUGUCAACAGACAUUUACUAGAAAAGACAAUAUGAAGGCCCAUAUCCGAUUAAAACAUACCAGUUUCUUCCCAAAUGACCCCGUUUGUUGUGAUAUUCGAUUUGAAAGAGAUACUAUGUAUUUUUAAUUUAUCUUGUGUGUGAGAGACUGAUAAAUGUUUAUAAUUUUGUACAUACAAAUGUGCAAUGUCCAAUAAACUAAUGAUAUUGCUGAUUCAAGAUUUUUCUUGAACUCUCUGAUUGAUCUAUUUUGAACGCUUCACAUAUACUGUCCAAGUUUCUAGUCUAAACUUUUGGGUUUUGUCAUUGUUUUUGAUCAGCAUCUUCAAUAGUGACUAAAAGCAAAUGUUAUGGCAAAAUUGAAACGCCUGGAAAAUAAUCUUCAAUUAAUUUUUUACUAAGUAAUUCAGUGCAUACCGAAUCGGUAUAUAGUGAAAUUUAAUUAAUCAACUAACAACAUAAUUGUUUAAAAACUGUAGAUAUAUUAAAAAUAAACUUUUUGGUGUAGGUCUAUUGAAACAGAAAUAAGAAUAACAAAUUUCCAUGCAUGUAACUUGCUUCCCCUUGUGAUCUUAUUGCUUAAUCAUAUAUACUUUUGACAUUUAGUACCAAUAUUUUUAGAAAAUUAAAAACAAUUGUGUAGCUAAACGCUUUAAUUAAUUAAAUUAAAAAAUUACUUGAAAGACAGUAAAGAAAAUUUAUAUUUAAGUAUUGGCGUUGUCAGUUAGUUAGCCGUAAUUAUGAAAUAACUGUUGCUUGAUAUAAAUGUGAUAUAAGAAGUGAUAUAUACAUAUGUAUAAAGAGGUGUGGUGAUAGAUAAUUAAAUAAGGCUCAUGAUAUUUCAUCAACAUAGGGUUGUCAGUCCAAACAUUGGUUGGACACAUCCCCCUACUCCUUCCUAGUUUGAGUCAAUCUUGGUAUUUCCCCAAAACUUGAACAUUUAAUUCUAACCAUUUGCAGACAGUAAUCUAAUCUAGGUUUUCUUCUACCCCUUGCUACUUUUGCUUCUAUCUAUCUAGCCCUCUAUGUUUCAGAUGGUGAUCCACCAUUCUAGUCCUCCUUUUCUUUACUAACAACCUCUCCUACUUUUUCAGUAUUUUGUUCAUCCUCCUAUAGUACCAAUACCCUCCUAUAACUCUAAAAAUUUAACACCCUUUAAUUGGAAGAAAGGAAUAGCUAGGAAUUUGAAUGUUAUUUUUUUUUUGGUAUUUGGCAAUAUAAAGUGUAUAGAUAUGCGUAUAUAGUGUACAUAUUAUUCUUAUAUGAGUAACAACAAUUCUUUUAUUUAACUUGCAUUUUUUACUUGACCUUUACUUAUUUUUAUUUUCUCUCCUAUUUUGCUGUGGUACUAAAUGUCAUAACCUUGCUCUGGGGUGCACUGUCACUAUUCUGCUGUCACUUACUUAUUACUUACCUUAUUAGUAACUUGUAACGUAUGUAUAUUGCAUUACGUUAAAGUUAAUUUUUGGU
Messenger RNA from Agrilus planipennis (emerald ash borer), 2804 nucleotides. RefSeq names its product sex determination protein fruitless (gene fru). The transcript is spliced from 5 exons. The coding region runs from base 272 to 1462 and encodes 396 amino acids. NCBI's taxonomy places the organism in Eukaryota, Metazoa, Arthropoda, Insecta, Coleoptera, Buprestidae. Gene Ontology annotation, biological process: regulation of transcription by RNA polymerase II. Gene Ontology annotation, molecular function: protein binding. Gene Ontology annotation, cellular component: nucleus. The record is from RefSeq and is a predicted model, not a curated record.